UGCAUCCCUAGUUGACUUGUAAUGAAUUUUUUUUUAAAUUGAUUAAUUAUUUUAAAUAAAUUGAAGUGAUAGAAAGCAUAUUUAGCAAUAACUUAACAUGGUAGUGCGUUAUCCAAUGUGUGAGCCAAAUUUUUAUCUACCACAAGCCCUGUGCGUCAUUUUUGAAAAAGAAUCGGAUAAAUUUGGAAUGGAUGACGAUAAAUUGGAGCAAGCUAGUAAACUGCAAAGUGCGGAACACAAAGCCGACUAUUAUAGAGUUUUGCCACUAUUGUCUUUUAGAAAUGAUCAUCGCGAAAAGGUUUUGUCACUAAAGCAAAAUGAAUAUUUGCGUUUACGAUGGCAAAACUUCCUCACCAAAAUACCGUCCGCAUAUAUACGCAUUCGUCUAUAUUCCGACCAACAAAAAGUACCCAUUGUUCCACAGCGUUUACAACUAAAUGGGCGUUUUUAUGGGGUAGAUAACAAAUUGUCACCGGUCCCGAUAAUACCUGAUCCCAGAAUGACGGAAAAACCUACAUCGAAAUAGAUGGUUUACGCUCGAGUGAUUUUAAAAUUUAUCAGAUUAAUUAAAUAUAAAUGUAAAUAAAAUGAUUAAAAUGGAAUUCAA
Ceratitis capitata (Mediterranean fruit fly) is the source of this 607-nucleotide messenger RNA. RefSeq lists its product as uncharacterized. The record is from RefSeq and is a predicted model, not a curated record. NCBI's taxonomy places the organism in Eukaryota, Metazoa, Arthropoda, Insecta, Diptera, Tephritidae. The coding region runs from base 98 to 526 and encodes 142 amino acids. The transcript is spliced from 2 exons.